Messenger RNA from Eufriesea mexicana, 589 nucleotides. RefSeq names its product peptidyl-prolyl cis-trans isomerase. Gene Ontology annotation, biological process: protein folding; protein peptidyl-prolyl isomerization. The transcript has a single exon. Bases 30 to 524 code for a protein of 164 amino acids. The record is from RefSeq and is a predicted model, not a curated record. Gene Ontology annotation, molecular function: peptidyl-prolyl cis-trans isomerase activity; cyclosporin A binding. Gene Ontology annotation, cellular component: cytoplasm. Lineage: Eukaryota; Metazoa; Arthropoda; Insecta; Hymenoptera; Apidae.
UUUACGUUACCCAUAUUGCAAAUCUUAAAAUGGGUUUACCUAGAGUAUAUUUUGACGUGGCUGCCGAUGAUAAACCAUUAGGUCGUAUCGUAAUGGAAUUACGUGCAGAUGUAGUACCAAAAACGGCAGAAAAUUUUCGUGCACUUUGUACAGGGGAGAAAGGUUUUGGAUAUAAAGGAAGCACGUUUCAUCGAGUAAUUCCUAAAUUUAUGUGUCAAGGUGGUGAUUUUACUAAUCACGAUGGUACAGGUGGAAAAUCAAUUUACGGAGAGAAAUUUGAAGAUGAAAACUUCGAAUUGAAACACACUGGUCCUGGCAUAUUAUCCAUGGCAAAUUCUGGUCCCAAUACCAAUGGUUCGCAAUUCUUCUUAACUACUGCAAAAACUGCUUGGUUGGACAAUAAGCACGUGGUCUUUGGUUCUGUAGUGAAUGGUACGAGUAUAGUGAAAAGAGUCGAAAGCUAUGGUUCUCAAACUGGAAAAACGCAUCAGAAAAUUAUAAUUACCAAUUGUGGUCAACUUUAAAGCAUACUUUAAAGCAGUUUGCCCAUAUGCCGCAUAACAUAUUGUAUAUCUUUUCUCUAUAAGGU